AACAGCGGAAAGAGAUUGCUUGCUGCGGGGGCGACAUGGAAUUAUAUUAUUCAGCAUCCACUUUAUAUGCGAGGUCUAGUGGAUGUAGGCGACGUAUCUGAGAGGCUCAAGCUGGUUGCCCGUUGCCAUGGAGAAGGGCCAGUAUAUGAAGAGCGUGAUAUUGUACUUGCUAUUGAAUGCAGUGCGUGCGCUAGUAGCGAUGAUUUAAUAUAA
This is a messenger RNA of Hyaloscypha bicolor E, 213 nucleotides long. RefSeq lists its product as uncharacterized. NCBI's taxonomy places the organism in Eukaryota, Fungi, Ascomycota, Leotiomycetes, Helotiales, Hyaloscyphaceae. The record is from RefSeq and is a predicted model, not a curated record. The transcript has a single exon. The annotation marks the transcript as partial.